Penaeus chinensis is the source of this 2580-nucleotide messenger RNA. RefSeq lists its product as uncharacterized. Gene Ontology annotation, cellular component: centrosome; cleavage furrow; midbody. The transcript is spliced from 5 exons. Gene Ontology annotation, molecular function: phosphatidylinositol-3-phosphate binding. The record is from RefSeq and is a predicted model, not a curated record. The coding region runs from base 252 to 1274 and encodes 340 amino acids. Lineage: Eukaryota; Metazoa; Arthropoda; Malacostraca; Decapoda; Penaeidae. Gene Ontology annotation, biological process: mitotic cytokinesis checkpoint signaling; abscission.
GGGGGAUUAAAGGGUUGUAAUUCCUGAAAACAUGAUCGAGAGGUGAGCAACAAUGCCAGAGAGAAGCAGUUUUGAUCACACCAAAGCUAGACCAUUUUCAAGUCUUUUCUUACAAGUCCGCGUCGUCGGUGGAAACGAGAUCGACUCCACCAGAGGACGUAGGACCUUCACCUCAAGCCGCCACGAGCCUCGUUGUAAAUUAACCAACCUCAGUGUCUUUAAGGUUGUGCUGAAACUAAAACUGACCUAUCAUGAGUGACCCAGAUCGAAAUCCACUGAAGAAACAGCCAUCAAAAACCUCUCUAGAGCAGAGCCUGCGGAUGAUAUCGCCGCCACAGCAAGCACCAAUUACAAUUUAUCCGGGACCUUCAGCCAGAAUGGCCAAUCUUUCCAAGGCGGACUUAGAGAUAGCCCAACGCUUGGAGAACCUUCGGAAGUCUGAUAGUGAAAAUCUGCCAACAGAGGAAGAGAUGGCUAGUCGUCUGGCCCAGCUAAAAGGCCUACCAAGUGAUCACUAUGCUAGAACCUCAGCUGCUGCUGCAGCUUACCAGCCUCCUGAUCAGAGGACAGAAGUAGAUAAGGCUCAGGAUCUUCUUUCACAGGCAAUGCAAGAAGUAUCCAUAGAGUCUCGUGUCCCCAAUCCUGAUGACGAAUUGGAAGCGAGGCUUGCCCGUCUGAGAGGAGAGGAGCCGCGCGCUGCCCCUCCAGCAGGAGCAGUGGCUUUACCCCCCAUUGCGCAUCCCUUUGGAAGAUCUGACGUGCCAUUUGAUGAUGACUUGGAUGACAUGAGUAUGGAUGAGGUUGAAGUAUUAAUGCAAGUUGCUGGGAGAGAGAUGCAAGCAUCAGCUGACAGAGCCAUGGGUGAGGUACAAGCAGACCCCCAGCUGGCCCAGGCCGUUGCACAGGCCACUCGGAAGAAAGAGAAGAAAGGCCGCCAGAAGAAGUCCAAAUCAUCAGGUGGGGGCAAGGGGGACUCCUCUGACGAUGAGAGAAGGAGCAAGAGUUAUGACAGUGAUAUAGACAUUGAGGGAGGGAAGGCUAUUGAUGCCAUCACAGACCAGGCUGAGGUCCAGAGAAUUAUUGACAUGUACACCAAACGUGCUCAGUUGAAGAAAGAGAGGAAGCGGAGGAAGAAGGAAGCUGCAGCUGCUGCAGGAGCUGUUGGAGGUGCCGUUGGGGGUGAUGAUUCUGACUCAGAUAUAAGCAGUGGUUCUGACUCUGAUUUAACCUCUGAAAGUGAAAAAUUUAGUGAGAGUGAUGAACUCAGUGACUGAGUUGUAUUUCUGGUGUGAACUAAUUUGCAUUUUGCAAUGUCAUAUAUCAUCAGAGUGCUGUCAUAAUGAUAAUUUAAAGUAAUAUUUUGUGGUACUGUUUUUUGAAGUGGACAUGUUGGGAAGCAAAGAAAAUUGCUAUAUUUGGCCAUUCAUGGUGAUAUUAUAUAUACAUUCUAUAUUGUUGAUAUGACUGUUUUAGUGGUAAGACUUUUCACUUAGAGAUGAAACCAAUCACUAAAGUGACAGUUUAAAAAGGGACACAGAACAAGAGUAUUAUUUACUGCAAUUAUUGAUGAUUUUCAUGCACCUGCUCACACACAAGCAUGUUCACACACACAUGAAAAUAAUAACACACAGAAAGGUAUGUAUUUGCACCCUACCCAGAAUCAACCAAUUAUGUUUAAGAGCAUCUAUCAGUAGCUAAGUAUUUUGAAACUGAGGUACUCACUGGUUGAACUGUUCAUUGCUUCUGUAAAGACUAUUAUCAUAUUAUAUUUUAUGUUCUUUCUUUACUUGUCUUUUUCAUGUUGCCCUCCUAAGAGUAUCUUUGUAAUUUGUGGCUAGGCAGUAGUGUAUGAGAAGACAUUCAAGGUUGCAACUACUUAGUCCAGAGAGAGUAUCAGUAACAUCCAUACUGGUAUAGGAAUUAUCAAUUCACCCGGUGUUACUCCUUUCAAAUAUGUAUAUAUGUAUAUUUUUUUUUACAAAUACUGUACUGCAGUGUGUCUGUUUUAUAUCAAUACAUGUAAUUCUCUUGUGCUAUUGUUGUUGGUAUUAUUUUCAUAAGGGUCAUCUCUUGUGUAAUAUUCGGUAUAUUAUAUUUAUCUAUAUUAUGUUUUACCUGAAUCACCCAUAUUUAAGCUUAUGUUUAUGGUUUUCAGGAGUGAAUGAACAAUAAAACCAGUGUAAUUUUAAAGUUUGGUCAUUAAGUAAAGGAUGCUGUAAGUAUUCAUCCUUGUUCGGAAAUUUUGUCAAACGUUUGGAUGCACUGCUUUCUGAUAAAGGUUAACUUGUUUCUGUCUUAUGAUGAUAUGUAUUUAUCUUUGUGUUUAUGAGACUGGAUCAGUGAUUGACCAUGUAAUGCAAACCAUAAUAAAUGGUACCAAUAACAAACAAAAUGAGAUAAAGAGAGAAGGCAUCCUGCUAGGCAGUUUAUUGAAGAAAUAUCAACCCAUAUAGUAUGAUUUUAAUUACUUCAAUCUGUCUGGUGUAUUAUUUUUAUUGGAAUGAUGUACAUUGACUAUUGUAACUGUCUGCUGGGUGAAAUUUAAACACUAUUUCCAUGCAAAUACAUUCAAAACACAUA